Messenger RNA from Lontra canadensis (Northern American river otter), 2215 nucleotides. RefSeq names its product UTP3 small subunit processome component (gene UTP3). The transcript has a single exon. Bases 67 to 1497 code for a protein of 476 amino acids. The record is from RefSeq and is a predicted model, not a curated record. NCBI's taxonomy places the organism in Eukaryota, Metazoa, Chordata, Mammalia, Carnivora, Mustelidae. Gene Ontology annotation, cellular component: small-subunit processome; nucleolus. Gene Ontology annotation, biological process: maturation of SSU-rRNA from tricistronic rRNA transcript (SSU-rRNA, 5.8S rRNA, LSU-rRNA).
GGCCGUUGGCGGCGGUCGGAGGUUACCGAAGGCCUGACAUCGGUGUGGAACUUGAGCCCGUGAGUUAUGGUGGGGAGAUCCCGGCGGCGCGGAGCGGCCAAGUGGGCAGCUGUGCGAGCCCAGGCUGGUCCCGGCCCCGAGGACGAAAAUGAAGACGAUUCAGAAUUGCCACCCUCGCCUGGGGACUCCAGCUACUACCAAGAUGAGGUAGACGAUUUCCAUGAGGCCCGAUCCCGGGCUGCCUUGGCUAAAGGCUGGGGCGAAGUGGAGAGUGAGGAGGAGGAGGAGGACGGUGAUGAGGAGGAAGAGGUUCUACCCCUAGAUAUUGCUGAUGAGGACGAUGAAGAUGGGGAGAGCGCGGGGGAUGACGCGGAUGGCGAUGACGAUGGCGGGAGCUCCGUGCAGAGUGAGGCCGAGGUGUCCGUGGAUCCCAGUUUGUCGUGGGGUCAGAGGAAAAAACUUUACUAUGACACAGACUACAGUUCCAAGUCCCGACGCCGACAGAGUCAGCAAGAAGUAGAGGAGGAGGAAAGAGAGGAGGAAGAGGAAGCGCAGCUCAUUCAGCGGCGCCUCGCGCAAGCCCUGGAAGAGGAUGACUUUGGGGUCAGCUGGGUUGAGGCCUUUGCAAAACCAGCACCUCAGGUGGAUGAGGCUGAGACCCGCGUCGUGAAGGAUCUGGCGAAAGUUUCAGCGAAAGAGAAGCUGAAGAUGCUGCGGAAGGAGUCACCAGAGCUCUUGGAGCUUAUAGAAGACCUGAAGGUUAAGCUGACUGAAGUGAAAGAUGAGCUGGAGCCGCUGCUGCAGUUGGCGGAGCGAGGGGUCGUUCCACCCGGAAAGGGGAGCCAGUACCUGAGGACCAAGUACAACCUCUAUUUGAACUACUGCUCCAACAUCAGCUUUUAUUUGAUCCUGAAAGCCAGGAGGGUCCCCGCGCAUGGACACCCCGUCAUAGAGAGGCUUGUCACCUACCGCAGUUUGAUCCACGAGCUGUCAGUUGUAGAUCAGAAGCUGUCUUCCGAAAUUCGUCAUCUGCUCACGUUUAAAGAUGAUGCGGGGAAGAAAGGACUGACGUCGAGAACAAAAUCCACCAAGGCCAAGCCAAAAUCCGUUUCAGAGACUACUGCUGCUGCCUCUGCUGUGGCAGCUACGGCUGAUGAUUCCGAUCUUGAUGAAGAAGCUGCGCCGAAAUUCUACAAGGAAACGGAAGACAAGCAGAAGCUGAAGAGGAAGAAAGAAGAAAAUAGCGUCGACGAACAGACUCUUGAAGAUCAGAAUGCGAAGAGAGCCAUUACCUAUCAGAUCGCUAGAAAUAGAGGACUUACCCCUAGAAGAAAGAAGAUCGAUCGCAAUCCCAGAGUGAAACACCGGGAAAAGUUCAGAAGAGCCAAAAUCCGCAGGAGAGGGCAAGUUCGUGAAGUCCGGAGAGAAGAGCAGCGUUACACUGGUGAACUCUCUGGCAUUCGUGCGGGAGUUAAAAAGAGCAUUAAGCUUAAAUAACGUUUUCACUUAGCUUAAGUUUUUCGGCAAUAAUUUUAGAUCAAUACGUUUUUUAUCUUUAACUGGUGAAGUGAUCGGAUUGAUAAUACCUAACCUUAGAUUUAAAAAAUUCUUGUCAACAGGGAAAUUUGGUUUGUUGCUCAAUUUUUUUGUUGUUGUUCUUUAAUUGAUAUUCAAGUCAUACUAGGAAUUUGGGCAGCAAUACAAAAGUGCUUGGUAAAAGGUGGUGUGGGCCAGAGUUCUCCAAUAUUCUGUCAAGUAGUCGCCUAGGAAAGUUUCCUGGGUGGUGAAGGAACAACUGUCAAACUUAGAACACUUUUAUAAUUUUUCUUGUGAAGAGAAUGCACCUUUGGAAUCAUCUUAUUUGUAAGAUGGCCUAUAAAAUAGUUCUGACAUACUCAUUUCAUUUACCUGAGUGUAAUUCUUGAGCAGGAUACUUGUAACUAACAGGUCUAAUGUCAGCUUAAGGAUUUUGUACAUUCUGUGUGGUAAAAGCUUAGGAAUGAAGAGGAACUUUAGUUAAAAGUAGAAAAAGACACGACUUAAUUACAUUAAUUGUGAACAUUUUCUGAUCGUCCUUAAUGUGAUAAAUAAGGUAAAAGUUUCAUUUUCAGUACUGUACUGGGGACUUCCAACAGUUGCCGUUUGUACACUCUACUUGAGGAAAAUUUGGUAGGAUUACUGUGAGGUGAGUGACAAGUUCAAGUGGUAAAAAAGA